Paramuricea clavata is the source of this 525-nucleotide messenger RNA. NCBI's taxonomy places the organism in Eukaryota, Metazoa, Cnidaria, Anthozoa, Malacalcyonacea, Plexauridae. The record is from the annotation of a GenBank genome assembly.
AUGGAAAAAAAACUAGUGCCUGAAAAGCUGACAUUAAUUCAAGAAAAAUACAAGCGACCCGCCAAUUGCACAACAGUAUGCUCACUAACAGUAAACCCAGAAAUCUGGGUAAAACUGCCGCAACAUCAACAACGGGCGGAUUUAAAUGUCUCGAAAAUACAAGAAUCGGUUCGGAAAGCUGCCCUUACAUCUCUGCAAAAAGCUCAUUCUUUGACUAAUACAAAGUCUAACGAGCUAGAUGUAAAACAGCUCUUAACACAGCAAGUUGAUUCGUUAGCUUUAUUGGGCCACAUUAGUUAUGAGUUGGCCUGCCUUCGCAGACACAAAAUAAAAUCCGUUUUGAAACCAGAAUAUGCCCCAAUAUGUGUUGACGAUGGCACGCAAAGUAAAUAUCUGUUUGACGAUGAUUUACCCAAACGACAAAAAUACGCCAAAGAGGCGAGCCAUGUGGGGCUAGCUGUGAAUACGAGCAAUUCAAGAAACAACAACUAUCGGGCGCCAAAAAGCUAUGACCAGCGAAAUUGA